GAUGGUUUUAAUAAAGAAUCAUUGCAUUUUUAAAACCUCUUAUUGCCAGCAGAGGGCACAAUCUUCGGAUAGUAAAUUAUCUAGUCUCGUUUACAACUUAGCGAUGGCCUAAUUUGGAUGUAUUGCGGAAUACGAAAGAAAAUGAAUGCAAUGGAAAAGAAAAGGAUGAGUUACGGAACACAUAUUGUUUAAAGCAACUGUUACUAAUAGUAUUCUAUAAAGGAAGAAAUGUUACAGAGCUCUCAGGGAUCGAAAAUUUUUAUAGAUUUUUUAUAAUUUUCUGACCUAUAUGUCAAUAUGAUAUUGUUGUCAAAGAAACAAAUCGUGUACGAAUCUAUAGCUUCUAAGAUAGCCAUUUUGGCGGGUGACGUGUUUGCAUGCCAAGUAUUGACAGCCAUAACAUAAAUGACCGACGUUGCAUGUAACAUGGCGAUAUUCGUUUCUCUAAUCUACAGAAAGCAAAGAGUAUGAUAAAGCAUCGUUCAAGUAACAAGGGAUUAAUACCAUUUUUUACAAUGGUGAGAAAUAUUAAUAACUUUAUGUAUCGGCUGAUAGUAAACAGAGGAAAGAGCGCGUAUAAUUUUCAGUUGUGCUAGGAGGGGGGGCAAUGCACCAUGGGAACAAUUUGCGACAGGCGCAUGCGCAGAUCAGUUUACAGUUGGAGCUUGGAAGAAAAUGGCGUCAGCUAAGUUUCUGGAGGAAGCUCUGAGCACGGACGUCGAUGAAUCCGCAGUGAACGCGAUAGUUGGCUCCCUUGAAACGCAACUGGUAACAUCGACGCCAGCUGUGUCUGGUCAUCAAGUAAGUUCUGCGUCAGUCAGCCAGCAGAAUCAUCAGGUGAACAGUGGUAUUUCCAACGGGGGCACUAUCACCGCGGUACAGCCGCAGAAACAUGGGGUUUCAAACGGUGGCGGUGCUACUACAGUGAAUAGUCUGAUGACUCAAGAAGUAACAAAGUCUAUUACCGCGAGUACUCUUCACCCUGUAAACGUGGUUACCUCAAACACAGUGGCGCCACAGGUUACUACACAACAGCAGCAACAGCAUACACAGUCAGCAGUCCCCCCUGCUGCUUAUAUCAAUCAAGUAACUACAAACCAGGUGACCAGCAAUCAAACAACAAAUAUACCAAGCCUUACUAAACCACAUGAGCCUGUCAAGAUUAUUUAUCCAACUGUUGGUCAAGUAAUAGCAACGACAGGGGUAGCAAAUGCCAAUAAUAAACUUUCUUUUCCUGCACAAACUGUUGGACAACUAGCCAAUGGUACAUUGGGAAUAACAUCGCAAGCAGUGUUACAGACAACAUCAAAUGUUUCCAAUGUUGGUUCUGUUAGUGAAACCGGUAGUCAAACAGUGGCUAGUGUAAAUAAGCCCACAGGUACAGCUUUGGUGAUAAAGACUAGUGUAGCACCCAGUGGUAUGGUUUCUGUUCCAAUGUCUGUUCCUGUUUCUGUGGCUGGCAAUGCUGUCAGCACAGCAUUACAGGGUAAAGCUGGGGUUACAUCUACAAUAGUACCCAGCAAUGUGCAAAUUCUUAAUGUGAAUACAAUGCGUCCUGGCACUCCGGUGGCAGGACAGCAAGCAGGAAAGCAGGUUGCACCAAGAGUAGUAAUUGGUCAACAUAUGCUUGGAACAAGACCUGGAGCUCCAGGGAUAACAUUACAAACAUUACAUGGUCUUCAACCUGGAACUCAAGGUCACAUAUUACUAAAAACAGAAAGUGGGCAAUAUCAAUUAUUAAGGGUAGGGCCACCUCCAACUGCAGGUACUCCUGCUGGUACUGCAGUUACACCAAAUAGUAUAGCAGGAAAUGCAGUGGUUGCUGCACCAUCUCCAGGCACUACCUUCCGCUUAGCCUCAGUGCCAGCUGUAAGUAGGCUGAAUACACAGUUCACUGGCCCACCACUCGCCACCUUAAGAAAAUCUGUUCAGACAGUGGCUGCAACUAUUACAACAGCAACUACAACUCCAGCUACUGUGACUGCUGCUGCCACAACUACACCUACCCCACCUGUUACAACUGUUCAAACAGUUCAGACACCCGCACCUCGUCAAACUACCGAUAAUACCAAAGAAAAGUGCCGUAGAUUUUUAGCAAACUUGUUAGAGUUAUCUAGUCGAGAACCUAAAGCCGUGGAGCGACAUGUUCGAACUUUGAUACAAGAAUUAAUUGACUCUAAAGUUGAACCUGAAGAGUUCUGUGAUAGACUUGAAAGAUUGUUGAAUGCUUCACCUCAACCAUGUUUGAUUGGAUUUCUCAAAAAGAGUUUGCCACUUUUACGGCAAUCACUUGUUACGAAAGAAUUGGUUAUAGAGGGUAUAAAAUCACCUCCAGUCAAUGUUGUUUUCCCUGUAACAUCAGCUACUCCCGUAGUAACACAGCAGAAUCAGCUUAGACCAACUGUUGCUGUGGCGGCAGCAACAAUUCCUGUAACUGCAGCUACUGCCACUACACAAGUAAGGGUAAUGACUCCACUACCUGCAGCUACAACCACAGUCCCUCGACCUCCUCAGCCAGUUCAACAGAGGCUGAUGCGACCGGUUACAACAGUAGUUCGGAGUCCUUCAGCGUAUACUGUAAAGUCAACGGUAGCGGUAACUGGUAUUCGACCUACUGUUCCUACGGUUCAAAAACCACCUAUUGCAACAACUGUUGUUAAGACAGUGACAACUACAACACAGGGAAAAACAAUCAAUACAACCACUACUGUUAAUAAAGCCGUAGUGCCUUCUUUUGUUCCAAAGCCAGUUAUUAAAGAAAAAGAAAAGAAGACAUUUUCGUCUGCGGGAUAUACGGGAGAUGACGAUAUCAAUGAUGUCGCGGCUAUGGGUGGGGUCAACCUUGCCGAGGAAUCGCAAAGGAUUCUUGGUUCUACAGAAUUUGUUGGGACACAAAUAAGAUCCUGUAAAGACGAAGUGUUUUUACACAUGACGCCUUUGCAACAAAGAAUUAAACAAAUUGUUUCUAAUUAUGGAUUAGAAGAACCUAAUCAAGAAGUUGCAGCGUUGAUAUCGCACGCCGCACAAGAAAGGUUAAAGAAUUUAGUAGAAAAAUUAGCGGUUAUUGCCGAGCACAGGAUAGACUUGAUAAAGGUAGAUCCACGGUACGAAGUAACGCAAGAUGUCAGAGCACAGUUAAAGUUCUUAGAAGACUUGGAUAAAGUCGAACGUAGAAGACACGAAGAACAAGAAAGAGAGUUACUUCUGCGCGCUGCAAAAAGUCGCGCGAAAACAGAAGAUCCGGAGCAAGCUAAACUUAAGGCGAAAGCAAAAGAGAUGCAACGUGCGGAAAUGGAGGAACUAAGGCAAAGAGAAGCUAACUUGACAGCGUUACAAGCGAUUGGUCCACGUAAGAAGCCUAAACUCGAUGUAGGGGGUUCGGCCAGUAGUCCAGGAAGUAAUGUCGGUUUGAACGCUUCAGCGACGGGGAUAAAUAGACAAAUGCCAAUGAGACCACGUUUGAAAAGGGUGAACUUUAGAGACUUGUUGUUCCUUCUUGAACAAGAGAAAGAAACGUGUAGGAGCACAAUGCUGUAUAAAUCAUACUUGAAGUGAUGUUCUGUGAAGGGCAGGAACUUGAGUGACCCGCCCGAUAUUUGGCGCCCAACCUAUACGGUCUUGUGUGAGCUGGCCUCAAUGGACCUUGAUCGAUCAUGUAACGUUAGUGUACGUUGCGUUGUACAGUGUUUCAUAAGUUGCAUACGAUGAAAUUCAUUGCGAAUCACGUCGAGAUUCCACAUACAUUCAAAAUAAGAUUAUUUCUACCAUGUCGAUAAGCUUCCCUACUGUAAAUGACUGAAGAUUUUUUAAAUGUAAUAUAAUAGAUUGUUCUUUAUUUUUCAACACGAAAUCGCAUCAUUGAGGAGAGCAAUGUGUAUGAGCACAUGCUUGAUGAUCAGUCUGGGUAGUCUAUGUGGUAAGGGUGUUGUGAGGCCAUAUAUAAGUAUUGUUAUAUGGUGCGUGUACGUAUGUGGAAUGAAUAAUUGUACAUUGUCAUUUAUGUAUAUGCCUGCUGCAUUGUAACACUUGACCUAUACUUUUGGACACUGUAGCGCUAGUGUAAAGAGUGCAGGUUUUGUUAAUAUAUAGUAAAUCGUAUUUUUGCAAAUUAUAAUGUAAUGAAAGAAACAGGAAAAAAAAAAGGAAAAAAAAUAAUACUGUGAGCACACUGUCCAAAAAGUAUGGAAUAAUUUGUACAAUAUCUUACACCUAAAAAAAAAAAAUACUAAAUAGUGAUAAUUUCAAUGUUGGUACAACAAAAUAUAGCUACUCUCCACCAUAAGAUGGAAUUGUUAUCAGUAUAUUAUGUUGUAAUCUACAUUUUCAGUGUUUAUAAAAGAAUUAGCUGUUACGUUUUUUAUUAAAGAAAUAUUUACAAAAGUAAGAAAUACGAAUAUUUUUUCGAUUAACGUUAAUUUAAUUAUUUAUACUUCCUCAUUGGAAUUGGUGCAGUUUUUGCUAAUAUUCAGACAAAAAGUGUGCUUCGCAUGAUCAAUUGAAGAAGAAGAUAAAAAGAAAAAAAAAUAAUAAUUCAAAGCGUGUACCUGAUUUAUAAUGUAAAAGAAUUUGCUGCAGAUGUACGUGGGUGCCUAUUAUCGUACAGAAGUGAUGAAACAAAAGGAAAAGGGAAAAAGAAAAGUGAAAAAAAAAAGAUAUUGAUCUUUCCUAACUUGCUCAUCGCAUGAGCGUCGUACAUUACACGUGCCCGAUGUAGAUUAUUCCUGCAAAAUUAACAUCAUUGUACAUGCCUAUCAUAACGAUAGAGAACAUUCAUACAUAUACCUGUAUAUACGUACGAAUAUACGCAUGUAUCAUUUAUUACGUUUAGCGUUCAUUUCUAGUGCAUCAUCAUUUUAGAUUGUUCACAGUAGUCUCUUCAUUCUGUAAUAGCAUUUAAUCAUACAGAAUCUCGAAUGAUUUGUGUUCAUUCAUGAACAUCAACAUAUAAAUAUAGAAACUGAAUUUUCAUGUUGGAACGUAUUAAACAUUUUACACGAGAUACCGAUAUGGGAAGCCAUACGUUUUUUAUAAGCUAUAAUAUAUAAAUUUGAUAUAAGUUUGUUGGGGCAAUGAUAGAAGUUUUUCUAUUAUACUGCCGUAGUUUAAAGAAGAAAAUGAUAACAUAUAAUAACGAGGCAUACUAUUUAUUUAAUUUCUUUUUUUUCUUUUUUUUUUUUUUUUUCUUUUAAAUGAUCCUCAAGACGAUGGUUACUUCAGAUUACCCACUAUAAGAAGAAAGUUUACCAAGUAUCCUGGUAAUCUGGAUUAACCAUGACUCUUCAAUGAUUUUCGUGCUUCCAUAUUUUUUAGGGAGCACGAUACGCAAUUUCCUGACCACCGACGUUCGCGGAAUUAAAAUAAAAUUAAAAAAAUAUAUAAGUUACAGAGGCACGUACACCUGUGAGUCUUCGUUAGUGUAAAUAAUAAGAGAACAAAAGGAGCGAGUGAGAGAGAUAGAAUGUGUGUGAUAGAAAGCGAAUAUCUGUAACGUUUCAGUUACAAAUUACGUGAAACGUAGUUGCUUCAACGGUUCAAAAUAUCAAUCUUUGAAAUAAUAAUAAAAAUACGCGCACAAGACUGACGAACCAUGUAAAAAGAUAUUAAGUUGAACUCUAUACACUGUUAUCUUUUUGAAUAUCUGUAGCGCCGAUUCAAUUUGCGAGACGAAUCAGUACAAAGUGAUGGAAGAGCAAACAAAAAAAGAUGAUUUAAAAAAAAAAAGAAAUUGUAUAACAGGUGCAAGGGUACAUUGCAAUACUGAUCUCAGUUAAAUAUAAUUUGUUAUUGCGUGCACCGGGAAGCGAAUUUGCCUUCUAAUUGUAUAAUGCAAUUUAUUGUAAGUUCUUCGUUAGGAAAGAGCACUGAAAAUUAAAAAAAAAAAAAAGAGAAAGAAAGAAGAAGCGGAUCGUUGAAGCAAAGUUGUUCCGAGUACAUGUAAAUAAUUCGUUUUUCAGUCGCUAACUAUACUUUUUAUCGGGAAUGGCACAUAAAUAACGUUUACAUGUACCAUACCAUUUUUGGCCGCGCACUUCACAAUGUAAAGGAAAAAACGAGAGAAUGAAAAGGAUAAGGUUUUUUCUUAGCUGCGUGUUCCUCUUUGCAAUGAUCGCGUCGUUUCUUUUUUAUACGGGAUUCGAUGAGAAAAAGAAAAAAGGUUGGAAAAAGAAAAAAAAUUUACUAAUAAGACCGCAAGUUUCCGAAGUUAGAUGAUAACGUUCUCCUUACUGCCACUAAGUGGAAAUUAUUAAUAUAAAUAAUAUAAAAAUAGAGGAAUGUAAAGAAACUAAAGGUACAUAGCAGUUUUGGUACAGCAUCUAUGAUAUUUUUACAAAUUGUAAUUGGAUAAGUCGUAAGCCAGAGGAUAAUAAAAAAAAAAAGAAAAAGAAAAAAAAACACGAGAAUAAGUUUCACCAAAGAGAUAGCCCGAAUUCUUUACUCUUAGUUUUUGUUUUAGAAUUAAAAAGAAAAGAAAGUGCGAUUUUUGUACCAUCAUGCGUCUAUUUUCUAUUGGUAGGAAUCGAGUUCUAUUUUCGUCUUCUUUAUAGUUUCUCGCGAGAGGGAUGAAAUUUAUAAAGUUUCGGGCUGUUAAUGUAUUCGCAAAAUUAAAUGAUAAAAAAUACUAAAUAUAUUUGAAUAAAGAUUAUUUCUUUUUUUGCCUUGUA
Messenger RNA from Osmia bicornis bicornis, 6662 nucleotides. RefSeq names its product transcription initiation factor TFIID subunit 4 (gene Taf4). The record is from RefSeq and is a predicted model, not a curated record. The transcript is spliced from 10 exons. Gene Ontology annotation, biological process: DNA-templated transcription; transcription initiation at RNA polymerase II promoter. Lineage: Eukaryota; Metazoa; Arthropoda; Insecta; Hymenoptera; Megachilidae. Gene Ontology annotation, cellular component: transcription factor TFIID complex. Bases 676 to 3555 code for a protein of 959 amino acids. Gene Ontology annotation, molecular function: RNA polymerase II general transcription initiation factor activity; DNA binding; protein heterodimerization activity.